This is a messenger RNA of Linum trigynum, 651 nucleotides long. The record is from the annotation of a GenBank genome assembly. Lineage: Eukaryota; Viridiplantae; Streptophyta; Magnoliopsida; Malpighiales; Linaceae.
AUGAAUCAAUCGAAGGAUCCCUUCGAGGCUGCGUACGAGGAGCAGGAAGAAUCCCCGCCCGAUUCACCGCUUGCCCCUGCGGACUACGACCGCCGACCAGCUUCUCCUCCUUCCGCUGCUGCACCCGCUUCUCAGAACGCAGCCACCGCCCCAGAUGACGAAGAAACCGAGCAUGUCAAUCCUUCCGACCCUUCGCCUUCGGCUCCCGCCUCGGCCUCCGCUAAAAUUAAGGGCAAGAGCAAGGAGGAAGACGAAGAUGAAGAGGAGGAGAACAUGGAAGUUGAGCUAGCUAAGUUCCCUGCAAGUGGCGACCCUAAUAAAAUGGCCAAGAUGCAAACUAUUCUAUCACAGUUCACAGAAGACCAGAUGACUAGAUACGAAUCGUUCCGGAGAUCUGCCCUUCAGAAAGCUACCAUGAGAAGGUUGUUGGUAAGCAUUACAGGGUCACAAAAGAUUUCUAUGCCAGUAACCAUUGUAGUUUGUGGGAUAGCCAAAAUGUUUGUCGGCGAACUUAUUGAAACAGCAAGAAUGGUGAUGACAGAAAGAAAUGAAUCUGGACCAAUAAGACCUUGUCACAUUAGAGAAUCGUAUAGAAGACUAAAGCUCGAAGGGAAAGUACCAAAAAGAUCAGUGCCAAGGCUCUUCCGUUAG